CGCUGCCGCCAAGCCUGGGACAAUUCCUCCCUCUGCUUCCGAGCACAACACACGACAAAGCCGACCGACAAAUUCAACCUCUCCCACACUUGCACUCUCUACCGCCGCAGAUCCCUCCGAGCCCUGUUGGCUUUGCAAACUCAUCGUCAUCCCGCCCAGCAAACCAACGUCGGCCGGAACCUGCGGCCCCGCAUUUUCAUUUCACCGCUCUCCACCUCAACCAUGCAACAAGCUGUCUUUCAAAUGUCGCGGUAGCAUUGUUACAACCUCGAAUUCUCUUUAGAAUUCCCCUGUGGUGCCGCUUGUUGACACUGCUAAUCCGGGCCCACUCAAUCCUCCAUCUGAAAUUCCACCCGGUCUGAGUCAAAAGCCAUGGAGGCUCAGCUCGAGAAUGCCAUCGAUAUUGCCUCCAGCCCUACCUCCAGCCAGGAGCUUCGCGGUCAAGCCCUCGAGUUUCUCCACCAACUGCGAGCCGAUGGCUCCGCCUGGCAGGCAUCACUGAAUCUGUUCACACGCGACCCUCCUCCCGCCGAAAUCGUCCGCCACUCGUCUUUAGACCUCGUAAACAGCGCCGUCCAUGUUCACCGGUUAGACCCACAAAGCUUGGCCUAUAUCAAGGACACCUUGAUGAACUAUGUUCAACAAAAGUACGCUUCUGGGAACACUGCUACAGACUCCAAUCAUAUCCAAAACAAGCUUAUGCAGACCAUCACCUAUCUUUUCGUUACGCUAUACCCCACCUCCUGGCAAUCCUUCUUCGACGACUUUCGAGCCCUUGCCGGGGACCAGGCCGCAAUUGGCAAUGUAAAUAAGACCGGAACGAUGCUAUACCUUCGGAUGUUGAGCCAGGUCCAUGAUGAAAUCGCUGAUGUGCUGCUGGAGAGGCCUGACGGAGAGAAGAAGCGAAACACGGAACUGAAGGACCUGAUUCGUCACCGAGAUGCCCAGAAGAUCUCAUUAUCCUGGCAGGAGAUACUCGCAAAGUGGCGGGAGACCGAUCUGGGCCUCAUAGAAAUGUGUCUCAGAACAGUGGGGCGAUGGGUGAGCUGGAUUGAUAUUUCGCUUGUGGUAAAUCAAUCGAUGAUAGGCAUGUUUCUUGAGAUGGCAGGCCAACAGGGCAUAUCCGAUCCAGACAGUCCACAGGGCCGCGUUCGCGACGCCGCUAUCGACACCUUCUCUGAGAUUGUGGGCAAGAAGAUGCAACCACCAGAGAAAGUGCAACUGAUAACGUUCUUGAACCUUCCAGAGGUAGUGGGCCAGCUCAUCGCAAGCCCUGCGCUGUCCGAUUUAAGAAACACGCCAGACUACGAUAAUGAUCUUGCUGAGACCGUAGCGAAACUGGUCAAUAAUAUCGUAUUCGAUAUAGUCAAGAUUCUGGAAAACGACUCCGUAGACGAUCAGACCCGCCAGCGCGCAAACGAACUGAUCCAGGUUUUCGCGCCUUACCUUCUGCGUUUCUUUGCGGACCAGUACGAUGAAGUCUGCUCCACGGUAAUACCUUCCCUGACCGACCUUCUGACGUUUUUCCGAAAGCUUCAGAAGAAGACUGGGGCUUUGCCAGAGCAGUACGCGAACAUACUUCCUACCGUAUUGGAAGCCAUUAUCAGCAAACUGAAGUACGACGAAACGGCUUCCUGGGGAGAGGAGGACGAGCAAACUGAUGAGGCCGAGUUCCAAGACCUUCGGAAACGUCUCCAUGUUUUGCAACAAACUGUAGCCGCAAUAGACGAAUCGUUCUACAUCGAGACACUCAGCCGGCUAGUUGAGGAUACAUUCAGACGCCGAGCAUCGAAUGACCAGUCCUUGAACUGGCGGGAUCUCGACCUGGCUCUUUACGAAAUGUAUCUGUUCGGAGAAUUAGCCAUCAAAAACCAAGGUUUGUAUGCUAAACGCGAACCAUCGUCUGUGGCAGCUCAGCGGUUAGUGGGGAUGAUGACAAGCAUGACCGAGUCUGACUUGGCCGACUACCCACAUCCAGCGAUUCAACUACAGUACAUGGAAAUUUGUGUGCGGUACCAUCAAUUCUUCGAGCAGAAUCCACACUUUGUUCCCAAGGUUCUCCAGAAUUUCGUGCGGCUUACUCAUCAUACUCACGUCAAGGUGCGAUCUAGGUCGUGGUACCUGUUCCACCGUUUCGUGAAGCCUCUUCGUGCCCAGCUCGGAAAUGUGUCCCAUGACAUUAUCCAAGCCGUCGCAGAUUUGCUCACCAUCAAGGCGGAGCUUCCGGAUGAUUCAGGAGAUGACAUGUCGUCGGAUGAGGAGGACCAAUCUGCCGAUGCCCUCUUCCAGUCACAGCUGUACCUCUUCGAAGCCGUCGGCUGCAUUGCCUCUUCCCCCACCGUCUCAAUCGAGAACAAGAAACUUUAUGCCCAAACGAUAUUGAAUCCUUUGUUCGCGGACCUCGAGCGAACGCUUCCACAAGCGCAAGGCGGCGACGAGCGUGCCGUACUUCAGGUACACCACAUCAUCAUGGCCAUUGGAACGCUUGCUCGCGGGUAUUCAGACUGGGUGCCAUCCAGCAGUCAUUCACUUCCACAGUCAGAAGUUGCCGAAGAAUUCUCCAGGGCAUCGGAAGCCAUUCUGGUUGCCCUCGAUGCUUUGAAUCAGUCGAUGCAGAUUCGCAACGCUGCGCGAUUCGCAUUCUCGCGACUGAUAGCAGUCCUUGGAUCUCGUAUUCUCCAACAGCUCCCCUCUUGGAUUGAGGGACUUCUGUCAAUGAGUUCUACCACAGACGAGAUCAGCACCUUCCUCAAAGUCCUCGGUCAGGUAAUGUUCGCGUUCCAGGCUGAGGUGGCCAAUGUACUGGAUACGCUUCUGGGGUCAUUGCUGCAACGCAUCUAUUCCGCACUUGGUGUCGUCCCUGCGGGUACAGACGAUGAGAUCCAGCUCGCCGAGCUUCGUCGGGAAUAUCUCAACUUCAUCGUGGCGCUCCUCAACAAUGGGCUCGGGGAGGUACUGAUCAGUGAGACAAACCAGUCGACUUUCGAGACCGUCAUCACCUCUCUGGAUACGUUUGCUCGCGACACAAAGGAUUAUCCUACUGCGAGAUUAGCCAUCAGUGUCCUGGUCAAGAUGGUCCAGUACUGGGGCGGCCCCAACAAGAUUUCCUCAGCCACAGACAACACCCCGAGCACUUUCACCCCGAAACCCAUCCCCGGCUUCGAUAACUACAUCGUCGAGCGUUUCUCCCCUCUCAUAUGGUCCGUCCCGGCGUCCCCGGGCUUCAGCAUCAAGGACGCGCAGGCCAAGCAAGUCCUCCAGGAACUCGCCAUCCUGCAAGCGCAGAUUGUAGUGAAAGCGGGAGAUGCGUAUGUAGAGCGGUUGAAGUCGGAGCUCGGUGGUAUGGGCUCGAAUGAGGAUAUGGUGAAUGAGUAUCUGGGGAAGUUGGCGGCGUCGUUUGAGGGAGGGAAGAAGGAGAGGGAGUGGAGGAUGUUUUUUGCGGGGUUUGUUGAGCGGUUGCUUGCGGCGAGGGGAUAGGCUGGGGUAGAUGGUUCUCGUAUGGCGGUGCAUCAAAUGGGGGCGUUUUGUGGAGGGUUUCUUGGGAGGGAGGUUUGGUGGGUGGUGCGUUUUCUUUUGCUUCAGAGCCAAGGGGGAAUUGAUUGUAUGGCUUAGUGGUGGGUGGGGUGGGCGGAUGCAUAUGUUGCGGUGUCCGACUUGGGUGGGG
Westerdykella ornata is the source of this 3664-nucleotide messenger RNA. Its product is annotated as Exportin-T. Lineage: Eukaryota; Fungi; Ascomycota; Dothideomycetes; Pleosporales; Sporormiaceae. Gene Ontology annotation, cellular component: cytoplasm; nuclear pore; nuclear matrix. Bases 373 to 3477 code for a protein of 1034 amino acids. The transcript has 3 exons. Gene Ontology annotation, molecular function: tRNA binding; small GTPase binding. Gene Ontology annotation, biological process: tRNA re-export from nucleus. The record is from RefSeq and is a predicted model, not a curated record.